AUGGCACAAGAGAAGCUGGAGCAGGAUGCUAUCUCCUACACGGCGAUGGUCUCUGGCUUGGAGCCCCUGGGGCGCUGGAAGCAGUCACUGGAGCUGCUGCAACAGAUCCCCGGUGCUGACAUCGUUGCCUACGGUGCUGUGAUUGGUGCUUGUGCGAAGGCUGGAGAGUGGCAGAUGGCAGUGGCCCUCCUGUCGGAGCUGUCCGCACGUGGCAUGCUGAAUGAGAUCUGUGUGAAUUCAGCCAUCACUGCGUGCGAGCGUGCUGGAAGCUGGGCAAUGGCCUUGGUGCUGCUCUCCGACAUGGCGAAGCAGGACCUGAGGCCAGACAACAUCAGCGUGUCCGCGGCUAUCAGUGCAUGUGCGCGCUCCGGUCAGUGGCAGGCAGCUCUGGCUCUGUACACAGGCAUGGCCGCGUCUCUGCUGCAGCUGAAUGUUAUCGCUGUCAAUGCAGCCAUGCACGCAUGCGAGAAGGCAAAGAAAUGGGCUGUUGUGCUUCAGCUUCUGUGGGCCAUGCCCCAGCAGAGAUUGCAGCAUGAUGGGAUCAGUCUGGGCUCCACGAGGAUGGCUUGCGACGGUGCUGAACAGUGGCAGUGGUCCCUGCAGGUUGUUGGCAAAAAUCCGACAGGCGGAGUGGAAGAUGGAACGCUCCAAAAUCUCCUGCGCAGGCUCGCCCAGCAGCCUUCUCUGCUGCCGGAGGAUGUUCAGCUUCUACGUUCCGCCUGCGGACCAGUCUCAACUGCUCGAGCGAAGCCGCAAGAAAUCGUGCUGCUCGUUUGGUGCUUGUCAUCGGUGGGCUUUGCAGAAACGGCCGUCCUCUCGCAUCUUCUGACCAUGUCGAGGGAGCUGCUUUCACAAGGGCGUCUGACUUGGCGUGAGCUUGGCCAUCUGGCAUGGGCGCUGGCAAAUCUCGAGGUGUGGGAUUUGGACCUGCUUCUCCCUUUGCAGAAGGAAGAGCUUUCAUCAGCACUGUCCCAGCAGUAUGGGCCACAGCUGCUGCUUCGCAUCGAUGCCGCUCCAAUCCGGGACGGCCCAGGAGUGCAUGGAAAUCCCUUCCGGCUGACGGACGAAGUCAUCCUGGAGGGCAUCGAAACUCUGGGAGCUUUCUCCCAGUUUGCGUCGCGCUUCAGCAUGGCGCGGCGCGUCCAAUCGGGGGGAAAGCCUCCCUUCACAUGGCCUGCCACGGAGAGAGCGUGUAUGCCCCAUGUAUUCAUGCGGGCGCGAGUGGAAGGCACCUCCAGGUAUGUGCUGCUAGAUAUUUGUGCAUCCUUGAGCGAGCAAACCCUCGCUCACACGAUGUUGGCGUUGCACGACAGCAAAGAGCUGAUCCAGCACGCUGCAAACUUCAACCAGUACCUUUCAGAGAUUGCUUUGGCUGAUGGUGGAGGGGAAGCCCCUCAAGUCAAGAUCUGCGCGCCUGUGGGCUGUCGCGUGCUCGACAGCAAGAUCACACAGUUAACGCUCUCGGACUCUUAUGUGGUCAUCAUGGAUUACCCGUCGACCGACGUAACAAAGUUUAUGUUGGAUGGUACGGAAGAUUAUCACGAGUUGGCCCAAACCUUCUUCCACUAUGUGGCGUGGCAGACCGGUGGCCGCACCGUUCCCUUCGACCUGCAGGGGCUUGAGACGGGACAAGGGGACCUCCUUCUCGCAGAUCCUUGCCUCUUGCGGGAGAGCGACGAUGUUUCAGACCAGUGCCGUGAAGAAGCUUUUGCAGUGCUACACAGGACUUGUUCGCAGCUAUGCAAGGGCUUUGAUCCACACCGGCGCAGCGGCAAAGUCCGGCGAGUUUGUGGUGAGAUGAUGAAACAGCUGGCGGACAUGGUGGCUUCCUGUGAGCGGGGUACGUGGAGUUCUUCCAUGCAGUUGGACUGCAGCUCUUCUGCUCUGACUGCUGCCUGGGCUUGUAACUACCUUGGCUGCUUGCAGUCCAGGAUGUUGGUUGCUACAGCGAGAGCUCUGAGAUUUGCGUCCGUGGCGAUGGCAAGGCAGCCAGCAACACGGAUCUUAGGCCUGCUGCCGAGCACAAGCUCCCGCGAGCUGUUGGUUCCCUUGGAGAGCGAGGAGCUGCUCGUGGUUUGCAAGCCGCCAUAUUGGUCCGUCGACUCGGGAGAAACCGAGCGAAACAGUGUCGGGUCCCUGGGAGAGUAUCUGGAAGCCCAGUACCCUCUCCGCCAGUUUCCAGUGUUGGGUGAUCUGGCGGCAACUCGGGGCUUCCUCCACCGCUUGGAUGUGCCCAGCUCUGGCCUCAUCCUUGUGGCAAAAACCCACCGUGCAUAUUUCGACCUUCAGCUCCAGCUGCAAGUCGGCUCCUUGCUUCGAGAAUAUGGGGCAAUGUGUCAUGGUUGGUUGUCGAGCCGAAGAACUUGUGUGCGCGCUCGAGUGCAUGUCUGGCGUAAUGGUCAACUGGAUCAGUGCUCGGUGUCACCAUCUGGCAAAGUGGCUUGCACAAGGCUCAAAGUCUCGGGCUACUUUUUGGUGGCAAUGGCUUCUUGCUGUCUCGUUUCUAUCCGCUUGGUGACCGGCCGCAUGCACCAGAUCCGCUUGCAUAUGGCCCACAUUGGCCACCCAACUUUGUCGGACGGCAAAUAUAGCGUGCUCGUGUCGAAGUUCGGCACCUUGUCGCGGGCCUGGCGGGUGCUGGACAUCGAUGGCAGCGGGAAGAUGGACAUGCGCGAGUUCUGUCAGGCCCUCAACCGCAUGGGGUAUGUCGGAAACAUUCGCACGCUGUGGCAUCUUCUGGACUCUACCAACGCAGGCAGUAUCUCGCUGGAGGAGCUAGAUCCGCGAGCAGCGGCCGCUUUGGAGAAGUUUCGAGUAGUGAGCCUGCAGCAUCACGACUCCAUCGAGCACAUGUGGAAGAACAUCUUUGACAUUGAGAGAACGAACGCUGUCAACUUGAAGCUCUUCAUCCAGGGCUGCCAUGCGCUGGGUUAUGAAGACGAAAUGGAGGCGGAGGAACUCUUUCACCAGCUGCUGCUGAAGAAUGCCGGCCAGCAUUUGGCCCUUGAGGACCUGCAAUUCCUCCAAAACUGGGAGGAGACGAAGAGGCGCAAGCUGGAGAGACGUCGUCUGGGCCUCCGCUGGGUAAACCGGGAUCCUUUCUUGACCUCACAGGUGCUGGAUCCAAGCCGCUCAUCAAACACCACCGAGUACUCCGAGCAGGUCUCCAUGGACAUGGAAAAGGAAGUGCGGCAUUUCCGGGAGUACCUGAGCAAGACCUUCGGAUCGCUGCCGCAGGCCUUCGAGGAAAUGGAUGCAAACAAGAGUGGAGAGCUCUCACUCGUGGAGUUCCAGUCUGUGGUCGCCAACCUCUUGCGCUACUGUCGGCACGGUGAGGCUCGGCGACUCUUUCGCGCGCUGAUUGGCGAGGGGGGACUUGGGAGGUUGACUUGGCAGGAACUCGGCAUCUCCAAAGUGGAAUGGACCGCUUACCGGAUGCAGAAGUCCAUGGAGGCUCGGCGGCAGCAGACCGAGGCAAUCCUGAAUGCCCGGGCGCCUUUGGGUGCAAGCCCCCGAAUGAAGCAUGCGGAGAGUCACCACGUCGAGCGCAUCCGAGAGAAAAAGUCGGCAGGAAAGUUUGUCUUUAACUCGCCGCUGCCUCCUGGCUGGGGUGUCUUGGUUGCGGAGAAAGAGCAUGCCGAAAGUACCAAAGCCACCUGGGUCGCCCAAAUCUCGCUGAACACGGCGCAGAGCUGUGUCGCGGCUGGCCCUGGCUCGAGCUCCGGCAUCUCGGCCGAGAGUCUCGACCGAUGCACUGACUGGGAUUUGCUGCAGCCCAUCUCGCCGGAAAAGAGUGCAAGGUUCAAUGGGAGCCUUCCCCCCACCAAAGGAAGCAAGGGUGUCGGCCUUGCAUCCACAGUGUCCCUCGGAGCUCUUCAUGGUCCUCGGAGGGAUAUGCAAGCUGCAGUGGAAGCACGCCUUAGUGCUGCGCCCUUUGGCGUCGUGAUGGGGGAGGUCCCGCGUGAGUCGACGCUUCGGUCCAGCUACACUCUGCGGGACACACAAUGGCCGCCGGCAGAGCGGCGAACACGCAUAGGCUGA
Molecule: messenger RNA, 4041 nt
Organism: Symbiodinium sp. CCMP2456
Lineage: Eukaryota; Dinophyceae; Suessiales; Symbiodiniaceae
Source: the annotation of a GenBank genome assembly